CACCUCAUUGGUUCGGCAAAAAAUAUCUCAGCUUCAUCACAGGUUCUAGUGUCACAUACGAUAAUCACUUUCCCUUUCACGUUUCUCGUAAAUUCACCGCCUCUGAACCAACCCUUCUUUCCUUUCCCUCUAUUCAGUUUUCGUCUUUCUCUCACUGUAACGAAAUCCCCGUAGCUUCCGGAACCCUAAAGACAAAGAGGAAAAAGAAUAAGGAGGAUUGAAGUCGCGGAUUGAGUUCGCGAAUUUAGAGAAGAAGAAGGAGAAGGAGAUGUCGGAGAAAUUCUCGGCGACGCUGCGGAUUGGAGAUCUGAGCGAUUUCAUUGCGCCGUCGCAGGCUUGCAUAGUCUCUCUCAAGGGCCUCAAAGCCAAUCCAACCAAGCCAGAUAAACCUGAGGUUUCGAUUUCUAACAAGCAAUUGCAAAGUGAACCGGUUAAAAUUUCACUCAAGGACUGCUUAGCAUGCAGUGGAUGUGUAACAUCAGCUGAGACAGUUAUGCUGGAGAAGCAAAGUUUGGAUGAGUUUCUUGCUAAUGUUAAUAAUGGGAAGACUGUCAUUGUUUCACUCUCACCUCAGUCUAGAGCUUCCCUUGCAGUUCAUUUUGGCAUCUCUCCACUACAGGUUUUCAAGAAACUUACAACAUUUUUUAAAUCCUUGGGAGUAAAGGCAGUCUUCGAUACUAGUUGCAGUAGAGACUUAACCCUUGUUGAAACUUGUAACGAGUUCAUCAGUAGGUACAAACAAAGCCAAUCAACUGAUGAUGAAAGAUGUAAUUUGUCACUGCCCAUGAUUUCAUCAGCAUGUCCAGGGUGGAUAUGUUAUGCUGAAAAACAACUUGGGUCCUAUAUUCUGCCUUAUAUAUCUUCAGUGAAGAGCCCCCAGCAGACAAUUGGAUCGAUCGUUAAGCAUCAUGUAUGUCGAGAAAUGGCUCUUAGGCCAGACGAGGUUUACCAUGUAACUGUAAUGCCCUGUUAUGAUAAAAAGCUAGAAGCUGCCAGGGAGGACUUCGUGUUUCAAGCAGAACCCCAAAGUGAAACUCAUGAAAAUGGUCUUAGCAUUCCAGAGGUAGACUCUGUGUUAACCACAGGGGAAGUUUUAGAAUUGAUACAGUUAAAAUCAGUGGAUUUUAUAUCCAUGGAAGAGUCCCCACCAGAUAGAAUGCUGGCUAAUGUUAAUGAAGAAGGGCAUCUUUUUGGGGUCCAUGGAAGUUCUGGAGGUUAUGCUGAAGCAAUUUUUCGAUAUGCUGCUAGAUCACUCUUUGGAAGAGAAAUUGAAGGUCCUCUUGACUUCAGAACGAUUAGAAAUUCAGAUUUCCAAGAAGUGUCUCUUGAAGUGGAGGGGAAAACUGUUCUGAAAUUUGCAUUGUGUUAUGGUUUCCGGAACCUGCAAAAUGUUGUCAGGAAAAUUAAAAUUGGAAAAUGUGAUUACCAUUUCCUGGAGAUCAUGGCAUGUCCUGCAGGUUGCUUGAACGGUGGAGGUCAAAUCAAGCCAAAGCCUGGGCAGUCUGCAAAGGAGUUGAUUCAGUUAUUAGAAGCUGCUUAUAUGGAAAAUGUUCUGGUAGCUGACCCUUUCAAGAAUCCCCUUGUAAAAAGCUUAUAUGAUGAGUGGCUAGAGCAACCAGGCUCGGAGAAAGCUAAGAGAUUCAUGCACACAACAUACCACCCUGUGGUAAAAAGCAUUACUUCUCAGUUGCACAAUUGGUAAAAAGUUUUGCUGUCCUAACCUCUGAUUUCCUGAAUUACGUUGAAAGUCGCCAAAUUUGUCUCUCCACUGGCUCAACCCAUCAGAUUUGUGUGGCCAUCACUUCUUGUUCUGGGGAUUGCAUCCAUGGAGGAGUCCAGUUUUGAUAGAGUACACGAAUUUUUUUUGUUCUUUUUCAAAUUUUUACUCAUGUAUAUACUUCGUACUUGACUGUUAGCUAGAGAAAGAUUACUUAUGUGGC
Molecule: messenger RNA, 1940 nt
Organism: Quercus lobata
Lineage: Eukaryota; Viridiplantae; Streptophyta; Magnoliopsida; Fagales; Fagaceae
Gene: NAR1
Product: ferredoxin hydrogenase
Exons: 11
Coding region: 269-1702 (477 amino acids)
Source: RefSeq, a predicted model, not a curated record